GAUGGGACUUCAUCACCAAAUGCAGAAAUCAUCACACUGUUUUUGUGUUAAACCACUUCGAAAGUCAUAAUAAAUCAUCGCUCUUGAAUUUUCUCGAGUCAAUUCCAUAUUCUCAACGACUAAACAAGUUUGACAAAACCUUGUGACAAGACCGAGAAUCUUUUUUAAAAUAAAUAAAUGGUAUUCGAUUUUUAAAACCAAGGAGUUUCAAUUAAAAAGAUUUUAAUAUGACAGGAACAGUGGAAAUAUUCCAUUCCCGAUACUUUUAGUGCAGCCUAUGAAUCUUUCUUUGCAUCCUACCCGUAGGGACUGGUUUACUUCUCGCCGGAUGAUCCCAGCGCUGUUGCUGAGUCUGUCACUGAUGUGGUGCUAGAGGGAAUGUACAAGAACUAUUUAUUCCAUCAUCUGUGGUACCAAUCGGAGGCAGAUCUCAGCCAGGUCUGGGCCACUGGCCAAGGGCCACUGGCCAAGGGCCACUGGGCCUUGGCCAGCUUGGUCGCUCCUGUAAGACUGCAUUACGCAGUAAGCAGGAGUGUUAUCAGGCCUGGGCUGACACUUUCGCGGCUUGGGAUGUAAACACCAGCGUGCUUAAAAAGAAGUAUAACUUUACCUCCAAGUCCUUCAAAAGAGUUAUUGCCAAGGCAAAGUAUGAGCACAUUGGCAGAAUUGGCGAGAAAUUAGUCCGCCUUCCUUCGGGAACCCGUGCAUUUUGGUUUGCAGUUUGGUGUUACUAUGCAAUUAUGUCCUCUACACUGCAGUUUGUAAUUGUGACAAGGAUAUAUUACGGUUGGUCGACCUGUGUUUGUCUCAUUCCUGAUAAUAAUUAAUUGCGUAAGCAAGAGAGCAAGUUGAACAUUUUAGGCUCCUUUUUUGUGUCCAAAUCGACUCUCGAUGACGGGGGCAAAUACACCGCCGACCAUCCCGCAGUGUGAGUGCUCUAUGCCUGAAGUGUGAUCCACAAGUCGAGUGGGCGUGACGGAAUCCAUCCAAUUAUGCUGACGACGUGCGCUCCAGAGUUGGCACUGGUUCCAACGCGUCUUUCCCGGUACUCCUACUCCCUAGGCAGACAGUCAGACAGCUUACCUGCACCCGAUCCCUAAAAAAGGUAACCGCUCUGAUACGUCCAACUACAGGCCUAUCGCCAUCACCUUGUUCUCGAAAAUAAUGGAGUCCGUUAUUAACUGCCAGCUCAUGCGGUACCUUAAAGCACCAGCUGAUUAGUGACCGCCAGUAUGGUUUUCGUCGGUGUCGCUCAGUUGGUGAUCUUGUUGUUUACCUAACACACAGAUGGGCGCAGGCGAAUGAGUCUUAAGGGGGAGGCUUUGGAGGUUAGUUUGGACAUAGCGAAGGCCUUCGAUCGGGUUUGUCACAAAACGCUUCUUUCGAUGCUUCCUUCCUAUGGACUUUCCGCGAAAUUUUGCAAUUGGAUCACCAGUUUUCUGGCUGAUCGGAGCAUCAAAGUCGUAGUAGACGGUGCAUGCUCCGAUUAUAAGCCUAUUAACGCUGAUGUUCCACAAGGCUACGUGCUAUCACCAACGCUGUUUCUUCUGCGUACCAAUGACAUGUUGCAAACCGGUAACUUUCAUUGCUAUGCGAACGACAGCACUGGUGAGGCUAUACACCGGCCGUGCAAAUAUUUCUCGGGAAAACAUCGACGAGUACCGGAACAAACUUGUGUCUGAAGUCGAGACUUUGUUGAACAAAGUCUCGGAUUGGAGUCGACUAAAUUUAGUCCAAUUUAAUUUCCAGAAAACACAGGUUUGCGCGUUUAUGGCUAAAAAGAACCCAUUUGUCCUAUCACCUCAGUUUCAGAGCACUUCUCUUGUUGCCUCAGCCAGUAUUAGGGAUCCUCGGCGUCGAAAUAUCGAAUGACGUGCAGUUUCGUGGUCACUUGUAAGGGAAGGCCAAAUUGACCUCUAACAAGCUUGGCGUGCUCAGCAGAGCGAGACAGUAUUUCAUGCCGGCACACCGCCUACAACUUUACAAGGCGCAAGUUCGGCCUCAUACGGAAUACUGUUCUCAUCUCUGGGCCGGAGCACCCCAGUGCCAGCUCCUUCCACUUGACCGUAUCCAGCGCAGAGCGGCUCGAAUCGUCGACGACCGAGUUCUUUCCGAUCGGCUUGACUCACUAGCGCUUCGAAGAGAUGUUGCAUCUCUUUGCUUAUUCUAUCGUAUCUACCAUGGGGAGUGAUCAGAGGCAUUGUUCGGACCGAUUCCAGCCGCUCAAUUUCACUAUCGCACAUCGCGAUUGAACUCGAAAUACCAUCCGUACCAUCUGGAUGAUUGGCGAUCCACUACUGUGCGUUUUAGCAGAAGUUUUCUUCUUUGCACAACUUCCUUGUGGAAUCAACUACAACCAGCAAUUUUUCCGGACUGAUACGACUUAGGGACCUUCAAGAAAAGAGCCUACUCUUUUUAAAAAGUACGGCAACGCAUCUGCAACUUCCCUGGUGUUGCAGUCGUUCAUGGACGACGGUGGUCACUUACCAUCAGGUGAGCUGUUUCGCACCGAGCUAGAUAAGAGUUCGGCGUCCACGAGAGUGUUGACCCUAUUGUCAGCUGAUUUUAUUUUAAGUUUCACUGCUGGUUUUAUGUUUAAGUAUUUUCAUGAUUUUUUUAUGAAAUUAUCGUUUCAUUUAGCUGUACUAACAUGAUGGAGCGUGAAUAAAGUUAAUAAAACGUUGUGAACAGAUGAUUUUUUUUCCUCGGGAUCGAAUUUCUUUCUGACCCAUCAUCAAAAGUAUAGUUAGUAGUCUGUCUUCGUUUUCGGGAGCGUUUCACUAAUACCAGGUAUAUUUUGUGCCACGAAAUGGAUAUUUCCCCUCACAAUGAAUAGUUGAUCAUACACCUUGACCAUUCGGAUAUGCCAAGGAUUCGUGAUACUGCUGUCACGCUUGUUGUAGGAUUAUUUUCAAACGUUUGCAAAAUAAGCUCUUCUUCGUGAACAGGUCGGCCUGGAUUAGUUCCAGGUUCCUAGCGUUGAACCCUUCCUGUUUUAUCAAGGCGACGAUACUUAUCGUGGAAUAGUCUGACGUUCGGCACUCGACGAUCAAGAUAACGAUCUUGAUGUAAACAUUGUGCCAAAGACCCAUUUCCGUUGGCUUUGCCGUACUUGAGAACGAUAUCAGCGGUCUCUUCAUUGGUGAAAGAACUCAUUUUAUCCCCAAAAUUGUUCAAAAAUUUCCAAAAAACACGUAAUCACAAGUGUAGCAUCUCUACGUUAGGACAGAUGGCGGAGCUUCAACUUAGCACAGUCAACACACAAUAAAAGCUUGGAAUUAAAAGUAAAUACGUCAAAGCGCACGAGUAGUCGUAGCUAGAUUAAAGAAAAAUUAAAUAUAUUUAUUAGAAAUCACUCCACGCCCUAUGAGUGCGCUAGUUGAGUAAGGACUCUUAAUAACUUACUUAAACCAAAAGAGCUGAUGAUUUUAAAACAACUAAACAGAUUUUCUUGAAACAUUGCAAAGAACACUCGAUUAAAACACCUUACAAACGAAAAAAAAACUAAAUCAAAAUCGGUUCAUCCGUUCAGGAGCUAUGAUGCAACAGACAGACAAACAGAUUCACACACUGUGUCGGAUUUUGUCGGGACGGAAUCAAAGGCUUUCUCAUAGUCCACAUACGCAAGACAUAGAGGCAAAUUGUAGUCUUUGGUCUCCUGUACAAUUUGCCUCAACUCGUAGUUAAUAAAAAAUGUAUUGAAAAAAAUAUUUUCAUUUCAGUAAAAGACUGGCUUGCUUUAUUGCCUCCAACUCUUGCUCUGGGGGGCAUUUCAUAUUAUUCAUAUCAAACAAUUAAAAAAGCAAAAGAAGCUGGUAAUGGUCAAGUAAAUCCAGGCAUCAAGAAAGAUGUAAACAAAGUGGUUGAUUUUAUUGAUAUUGAAGAUAUAACAGAGAAGGCAGCCUUAUGCAGGUGCUGGAGGAGCAAAAAUUGGCCUUACUGUGAUGGCGCUCAUGGGGCUCACAAUAAAGCAACGGGGGACAACACCGGACCAGUUGUUGUAAGACAUAAGGAGAAUAAGUAAACAUGUGCAUCACAUUAGUUAUUGAAAAUACAUGAAUGUCAACAUGAGUGAUAAAAAUGUGAUUUUCUUAGGAUAGGCAUUCUUGACACUUAGUGAUUAAAUUACUUCUGAUAAAAUCACUGCAUUUGGUGAGCAUUUAAAAAUAAUUCGUUGAACAGUUUAAAUAACUUAGAAAAUUUGUUUAAGGGCAGUUAACAACAGGUUCAUCUCAAAAGUGUAAAGUAUGCCUGUAGUUUAAGCUUAAAUUGUUAUAUUUUAAUCAUAAAUCAAUGGGAAAAAGGUGUCAGAAUAAAAUCAUUUUAUAAUAUUAAAAAUAAUUUAUUUAAAAACAUCAAUUUUCAAUUUACAAUUUUUUUAAUUACAUCCUAUUCUUUAUACAAUGUUUUAAGAAUUUAAUGGAACGAAAUGCCUUAUUGAACAAUUUACAAUAAAAUUUUAUUC
This is a messenger RNA of Parnassius mnemosyne (clouded apollo), 4465 nucleotides long. The record is from the annotation of a GenBank genome assembly. Lineage: Eukaryota; Metazoa; Arthropoda; Insecta; Lepidoptera; Papilionidae.